GCUUCGUUUCCCGCGGUUGUUUUGACAGCUGGAAUCUGUAUCAGGACGGAAACGUGAAAUUCUAUUAAUAAUACAAAAAAACGGAGCGAGAGCCGGGGAACGGCGGGAGGCGCGGCGGAGCCUGCGAGACCCGGUCAUGGAGCGCUACGACGCGGUGAAAUGUCUCCUUAAGAAGUGGGAGAACGAGUUUUUAAAACAGCAUGAAAGGAAGCCGAACAGGGUAGAUGUGGAGAACGCGCCAGAAGAGACCCGGGCCCUAUAUAAGGAGUACCGAGCUUUGAAACGGGACCUGCCGAGCGAGAACAAUGGACCGACCGGGGACACGUCUGACGUUCCGGCCAAGAGCCCCAAAAGUGACAAGGGGCACCAGGUUUCCAGCUCUUGGGGCGAGCAUCUGAAUCGCGCUAACGAGACCCCUGCGAACGCGCCCAAGAUGUCCUCGAAGGAGCGAGAGUCUCUGAAGGCCUCGGCACAAUACUUUGGGAUGAAACUAAAAGCCAAUUUCGGAUCAGCUGUGAAGGAGCGCCCCACGUCUCUGAGAAAGGCCGUUACCCGAUGUGCGUCACCUGCUCCGGACCGUCGGCAGAGCGCUACGCUAAAUGUAGGAGAUUCGGGGUCUCCGGCGCCUGCUGUCAAAUCCGCUGAUCCAGCGAGCGAGUGCGAUGGAAGCGACCUUCUGCUUCCGCAGAGGAUGCCUCCGAUCAAAACCAGUUUAACUCCUCAGCGCAGCAAGAAACUCCACCAGCUGCAGACUAUGGUUGGACAGCGUAUGACCUCUCUGAACCCAGACUGGCUGGAAAGGUGUGAACUGCUAAAGGAAGGGGGUAGUUUAGCCGAAGGAGGUCGAUGUCGGAUAACAGGAGGCACAGCCAGCAAUGUCACCAAGAAGUUUCAUGCGCAGGGGUGGGAGUGCGGAUCUCUCGGCGCAGACUCGCCUUCCUCGAAUGCCCAAAGAGAGCAGAGUGACUCGCUUAUGGAGCCGAAAGAACUGCCUCCUUGUACAGAGGAGCCUUCUCCCUCUCCAUGCCUGGACCAGAAAGACACGGCUGCAGCGGAGCUAACGAGCUGUAGGGAAACCGAGGGCAGACCGCACUCCCAAGCCGGUAGCCUGCUGCCCUACAAAGAUUCAGCCGCUGAUGAGAGGGUAAACCGAGACUUCGAAGCGACGGACAGGACAGUAGAUGAAACGGCUGUGUCCUUGAGCAGAAAUCGGCAUGGUGGACGAACAGCCUGCAGUGGCCGCAUCCAACGAGCUGACGGUAAAAGUCAGGAGGCGGAGGAGACGCUCUCGGGACGAGGCCGAGGUAACAGACAGAAAGCGCAGGCGAUGGACAACUUAUCCUCAGGGGCAUGUAAGGUCACCUGCAAUGAGACCGAUGGGACGGAAACGAGCCGUAGGGUUAACAGAAAGCGAAAGACCCCGGCUGAUCCCCCCCAGGGCUUAAGCCCAGAAAACUGUAAGAAGAGACGCAAGACAAAGCCCAAAAAUAAGUUAAAGUCAGAAUGCACAAGUGAAACGCCAGAAGCCGGUGGAACGGAGCAGAACCAAGAGACCCCGCUGGAGAGACCACUCAAACAGAAUCUAAUGGCCAGGGCCACUGAAAACCUCCUGGGAGAUGUGGAUGAAGAGGCUGCGCCCAGGAUGGUGGCGCGCUCCGAGAGGAACGCCAGCAGAGCUCCUCAAAGGAAGACGGAGAACUUUGUCCGAAUCAAUCUAAAGAAGAAAACCUAUGUUAAAGGCUAUGUGCUGAAUGGGACGAGACUGAGGAAACAGAUGUGGAAGCAGAAGUGGCAGAAGAAAGGAGAGCAGUUCGGAGGAGGAGGAAAGCAUUUUAACCGCGGCGAGGACACUUGUUUCCGAUGCGGGAGAACAGGGCACUGGGCGUCACAAUGUCCUGGCGCAGUUCCGGUGCAGCCGCUGAAGGAGUCGGAUCCCGAAGAAGAUGAAGUGGAGUUACCUACGUUGGAGGAGGUGGCCAGGAAGACAAACACUCAGUACCGGCCUGAUGCGGUAUCGGCUCCUACACGGGAUCUGAGCGACUGCAGCCCGGGGGCCGUUGCCCCUCUGGAUGUGGUGAGACCGCAGUAUGAGCCCCCCAAACCUCCUCCACCAAUGCAGCCUCUGUAUGAACUGGAACCAGGGGGCCGAAUACAGGAGGCACCCGCGGAGGUGUAUGAGGCACUUUCUGAGUUAGGAUAUCAAAGCUUCCGUCCUGGACAGGAAGAGGCUGUUAUGAGGAUUCUGUCAGGACUUUCUUCGCUGGUCAUUCUGUCUACAGGGAUGGGGAAGUCUCUGUGUUACCAGCUGCCAGCGUAUAUUUAUGCCAAGAGGUCUCCUUGCAUCACCCUGGUGAUCUCUCCGCUCGUUUCGCUCAUGGAUGAUCAGGUGUCUGGUCUUCCUUCGAAGCUGAAGGCCGUGUGCAUCCAUUCAAACAUGACCAAGAUUCAGCGCGAAGCAGCGAUGGCGAAGGUAAAGGAGGGUAAGGUGCAUGUCCUUCUGCUCUCCCCCGAGGCUUUGGUUGGAGGGGGAUAUUCUGGCUCCAGCUGUUUGCCCCCGGCUGACCAGCUGCCCCCAGUGGCGUUUGCCUGUAUAGACGAAGCUCAUUGUGUGUCGGAGUGGUCUCACAACUUUCGCCCGUGUUACCUGCGCCUCUGCAAGGUCCUUCGUGAGCGUCUUGGUGUGCGAUGCCUUCUGGGCCUCACCGCCACCGCAACCAUGGCUACAGCCCAAGAUGUGGCCCACCACCUAGGGGUGACAGAGGACGGGGGGAUUCCUGUGAGACUGGCUGGUGUACCCCCUAAUCUGCACCUUUCUGCAUCGAUGGACCGAGACAAAGACCAGGCACUCGUCACGCUGUUAAAAGGAGAGCGAUUCGGGUGUUUGGAUUCCGUCAUCGUUUACUGCACCCGCAGAGAGGAGACCACGCGCAUUUCUGCCCUGCUGAGAACGUGUCUCCAGGGGGUAACCGUGAACAAGAGUCAGAGCGAGGCGGCUGGGGAGGAAGAGGACCCCGCGGCGCGCAGAAAGAAAGCUCAAGCCCGGAAGAAGCUGCGAAAGCCCCUGAAGUGGGUGGCCGACGCGUACCACGCGGGCAUGUCUGCUGCCGAGCGCCGGAGGGUGCAGAAUAACUUCAUGAGUGGCCAGCUGCGUCUGGUGGUGGCCACCGUGGCGUUCGGGAUGGGACUGGACAAGUCCGACGUCAGAGGCGUCAUCCACUACAACAUGCCCAAGAACUUUGAAAGCUACGUGCAGGAAAUCGGCCGCUCGGGACGAGACGGGAAGGACGCUCAGUGCCACCUCUUCCUGGACCCGGAGGCGCAGGACCUGGACGAGCUCCGCAGACACGUCUACGCCGACUCCAUGGAUUACUUCACGCUCAAAAGACUCGUCCAGAGGGUCUUUCCGAAGUGUAAGUGCCGGGAUAUACACAGAAAGCAGGAGGCACUGAAGAGGGCAUGUGAGGUGGACGAUAGUGAGAUGAUGGAUAUAAUGGAAGCGUGCGAGGAGCCGGCCGGACCGUGUGCCAAGGAACAGACGGUGCGUGUGUGCCACAUGCAUGAAAGGGCUUUUCCCAUAGAGGAGUCCGUGCAGGCGCUGGAUGUCCGGGAGGAGGGUCUUGAAACUCUGCUGUGCUACCUGGAGCUGCAUGCGAACCACUGGCUGGAGCUGCUUCAUCCCACCCUGUCCGUCUGCCGUGUCACCUGCUACGGUGGCCCCAGGCAACUGCAAGCCGUGGCUAAGAGCUGUCCUCCUGUGGCUGUGGCCCUUGCCAGGGAACGCCUGUCUGGUGUGGAUCACACUCAUGUGAGUUCCGUGGAGUUUAACGUGGUGGAACUUGCAGAUACCAUGGGCUGGGAGAUUAUUCCGGUAAAGCGAGCGCUUCGUGACCUGCAGUGGACGCAAAAGAAACCGGGAGUUUUUAGUGGCACUGGUAAAAGUGGAGUGCUGGUGGAGUUCAGUAAGCUGUCGUUUCAUUUUCGUUCUUUUGGUGAUCUCGCGGACCGAGAACUGGAAGAAAUCUGUGAUUUUCUGCACCAAAAAGUCACUUCCAGAGAGAGGACGGCUCUGCUGCAGCUCACGUCCUGCUACCACGCCUUCCACAGCGUGGCCUACAGGAGCAGCAGUGCGUGCGCAGAGCAGGUGAACACCGAGCGCAGUGGGCAGCUGAAAGCUCUGCUUCUGGAGUACUUUGAGAAAAGAGACCCACUAGUGGUACACGGCGUGGACUCCUCGGAAGAGGAUCUGACCCGUCUAAAGGUUCUGGACUGGGAGGACCAGAUCCGUUCUGAUAUCCGUCAUUUUCUCUCCAUUCACCAAGAUGAACGGUUUUCUGGCCGAGCGAUUGCGCGGAUCUUCCACGGGAUAGGCAGCCCCUGCUACCCGGCCCAGAUCUAUGGAAGGGAUCGGAGGUUCUGGAGGAAAUACAUUCAUUUGGAUUUUAAUGAACUAAUCCGUCUCUCCAAGGAAGAGAUUAUUCGUCUCAGAUGAUGUCAUGGUGAGGUCAGAGACUGUGUGCCCACCGGGAAGUGGAGGCAGAGAGAAGCGGGGAACAUGAAGUGAAUAUCUGAAGCCACAUAUGGUGGAAAGUGGUCUCUGCCUAAAGCCUGUAACAUAAAUGUGAAAAAAAAGAUAUUUUAUUUUUGUUACGUGAAAUAAACUUGAGAAAUCUU
Spea bombifrons (plains spadefoot toad) is the source of this 4671-nucleotide messenger RNA. It is a transcript of the gene RECQL4, whose product is annotated as RecQ like helicase 4. Gene Ontology annotation, biological process: DNA replication; telomere maintenance; double-strand break repair via homologous recombination. Bases 137 to 4489 code for a protein of 1450 amino acids. Lineage: Eukaryota; Metazoa; Chordata; Amphibia; Anura; Pelobatidae. Gene Ontology annotation, cellular component: nucleus; chromosome; cytoplasm. The transcript is spliced from 25 exons. Gene Ontology annotation, molecular function: zinc ion binding; four-way junction helicase activity; ATP binding. The record is from RefSeq and is a predicted model, not a curated record.